AUGCCAAUCUUGUCGUCAGUAGCACAAAAAGGCACAAAAUUGUGGAAAGGCGAGGAAUUGGAGAAGAGGAGAGUGCUCUCCCAACAGAUUUCUCCAGAUGAAAAAACAGAGGUUAGCAACCGAUCCGGCCUGGUAACUGCUACAUCUCAGCCCUCCGUGUACCUCUCAGCCCACGCGGUCAAAGGAACGUGGCCCACCGUCGAAAAUAUAAUCCGUGCUCAGUCAAUCACUCAUGCCACUGAGGAGACGAUCACCCGAGAUCCCGAAUUCGUGAAGCGUCGCGCUACCACCCUUGAUAUUGACAUGUCAACUCCCCAACGCCAGGGCAAGACUGGUAGUCGGGGGCGUCUAUUUAGCCUGUUUUCAAAACAAGGCAACGGGAUACGCGAUAAAGCUACUCUCAGGGUUAAACGGGACUGCCCACCUACUGCCAAUCUCUCCAACGAUACAGCUGCUAUCAAUGUGGUUCAAAGCCUUGUGGAUUCUCUGGGGCGGCAAAAGUCGGAGCUGAAAUUCUCUGUCACCUCGCUCCAUGAUAGCAUUGUUCAACAGAACGAGAAGAAUUGUUUUGAGGUUUCAACCUUCUUCCCUCCGGUGAAAUCAUCUACACGGUCUAUCAAUGGCCUCGAAGAUCACAGACAGGAGCGAGUGACCUCGCUGACUCGUCGGUGGGCUCAGGAGCGCUACCGAUCCAUCAACUCCAUGGACGAUGACGACGACGACGAUGAUGAUGCCUCGGCGGUAUGUCUUCGACGCCCGGCGCCCGAGAGAAGGCGGUUGAGCAAGCAGGCAAGUGAGGACAGUCAGGCGCCUCACUCUGUACAUCGCAUCUAUACUUGUCGUUCAGUUGAGGAGAAAAAUUACUGGUUGAAUAAGUUUCAGUGUGUCGCAAAUCCCAAUCUGUGCUUUGAAAAGCGAAUGGAAAGUAAUCUCCACCUCUGUCUCCAAGAGAUCAAAGGUGUCCCAGCUGGAAAUGAGUACUUCUGUGAGAUUUAUCUAGACGGUGCGCUCUAUGCGCAGACCCCCACCAAAACAAUGGUAGAUUCACUGACGUGGUCGGAGGACUUUGAAUUCAGUCACCUACCUCCCUUCUCUGAUAUUCGCGUUCUCCUUUGGAUGUUUAUGCCAUGCCUUGCCGUGGAGAAGAUGAAGAAUCGAAGAGUCUCACUUCCCCGUACCGGUGUUGUAAAUGAUGCGGAGCGGUCGUCGACCUACCGAAUAUCGAUACCCAAUCAUUCUUAUUCCCUCGCCUCUAUGGAAAGUGAGGUCUCCUUGUCUGCAGAAACCUCUGGAGGAGUAGAUGAUUUACGCAGUAGAAAGAGGAGACGUUCCAUAGGUUCAUCGAACAAGAAGAUUCCAGCGGAUCUCUUACUAAUUGCCAAAUUCAUCAUUCCCUCAACCGACAUAACUGGCUUGGUGGACUCAGAAGCCUGGUACACCAGUUCCCUCGAUGCCUCACUCAAGCGUUGCUCCUACGCCGAAUCCACCCUCCAUGCAGUUUCUAUGGCUGCUACUACUACCCCCUCCUCCACUUCCUUCAACGGCGCCUCCCAUCGCCCCGCCAACAUCAAACGAAAUAGCCAGUCGGGUCUUCGACUGUCGCGCAAGGCUCUUGCCCAAGUCACUCGCAUUCCACCGCGCCUGCGUCUCACCGCACGGUUGGAAAAACUUACAGUGCUACCGGUGUGUGGGUAUAGUAGUCUGUUACGAGCACUGUCUAGUCCCACAGCUUGCACAUUACUUCUGAGGCGACUGGAGCCUUGGUUAUCGGUGAAGUCGAAGGCGGCAUUGGCGAAGUCGCUGCUGGCGAUGCUGCAGUUGAGGAGCGAGGUGCCCGCCUUUUUGGCUGCUUUGGUGCUCUCAGAAGUGCAAGAACAAGACAAUCCAAACAUGGUUCUCCGAAGCAACAGCCUCGCAACCAAAGCCAUCGAGCUCUACCUCAAACAGGUGGGCGGCGCCUACCUGAAAGCUACGCUGAGCGAAUUUGUGACCUCCGUCCUCCUCCAAACCUCAGUUGAGAUGCCCGUCAGUGCGAAGGAGAAGCGCAACUCCCUCAGUCGACUGCAGACAUCCACACGGCGACCUUCCCCAGAUGACAUGUCCGCCGCAAACUACCGAACGGGCGUAGAUUUUGAGGUGGAUCCGGACAAAGUCACUAAUUCGCGUCAGCUACUUCGCAAUCAGGCAAAUCUGCUGCGGCUUGUCAGGGAUGUCUGGGGACGAAUUCAGGCCACCAUCUCCGCGUUUCCCAACGAACUACGAAUUACAUUCUCGGCCAUACGAGAGGCGAUGAUGCCGACUAGUGGUAGCUGUGGUGGAUUAAAAUCUUCACAGACUGAAAAUGGAGUGCUGUUUGAGCACGUCAUCUCGGCAUGUGUCUUUCUGCGGUUCGUCUGCCCGGCAAUUUUAUCGCCGUCACUUUUUGGAUUGGCUGAGAGUUUUACAGAAGAUACGCGAGCGGUUAGGGCUUUCACCCUGGUGGCUAAGACAAUCCUAAACUUGGCAAACUUUACCCUCUUCGGUGACGUGAAAGAGUUACACAUGGACUUUCUCAAUCGCUUUGUCGCGGAGGAGAUGCCAACGAUGCGAACAUUGUUGUGGCGUUUGUCGGAGCCCAGUUUGCAACACAACGACAGCGUCGAGAGCACCAGUAUCGUCUCCGCACUCCAUGUUGCCCAACUGGUCGAUGUGCUCACGGUGCUGAAACAUCCCGCAGCUGAGGUGGUCAGCGGCGCGGCUAGUGUUAGUCUGGGUCCUACGUCCGCGUCUACCUUUUGCAGCCAAUGUUCCUCCAUAAUGCUGGAAAGCAAUUGUCAUCGUCCAAUUUCACGCACCGAUUUCACAAAGGCAUCUGCUGCUGUUUCUGCCGCCCAUAUGACAUCUGCUGCUCCCAGCGAUUCGCACGAUGAACUCCUGCGUCGUCAGUGGCUGACGGAAUUGCAAGACAUCCAAUCCGAUGUCUAUGUUUGCCAUCAGGCAAUUUUUGGCAUUCCAAGACAGCUUACGUCCACGGGACAUUCUCUGGAGUUGGAGCAGCUCAAUUUGGCCUCCUCUUUGGCCCACUGUCAUGCUCAGCUACAGGCGGCUUUUGGGAUAAUUCCUCUUGAUAAGUUGGACCAACCGCUCAAAGGCCUUCGUGCAAUCCUGGCUUCGGUGACCCAUUUAACUAUCAUUGAUACAAAAGAAUGGCACGCCAGAGACGCCGAACGACCAAGUAGUCAACAGAGCAUCGGCCUGGAGCUGGCUUCCAGUGUCUCAGCCCUUUCCCUGGCCAAAUCUACCCCACCGGACGAUGAGCAAUCCACCAGUAAUCGGUGUGAGAAAGCAGAGGAAAACGGAGUAGGUGCUCUGAAGCCGGAGACUCCAGUAUUCACGGCUAAAGCAAAAUCAGCUCAGUUGGUGGAACAGAAAACGGCCCUUCAUCGACAUCAUCGACCCGGUCAUUUUCACAUCAAGCAGCACGAAGAUUCAAGCCAGACUCUAUCGAGCACUUUAAAUACUUCCAGCGAGCCAGGUCCUCUGUACACCAGUGAGACAGUAGUGCAGCCGCCGAACAAAUGCAUUGUUCAGACGACCACGAAUUCUCGUCUAACUGCGACCACCAAUGAGUCUUCGUGGAGCCUUCUCCAUGCCGCCAUGCCGAUACCCUCUCCCUCUGCCCAUCCCAGCACCACCUCCACCUUCUACUUUGAUAACUCUUGUACGUCUAUGACUUCCCCCUCGCCACCAAGCAGCAGUGGUAGUGGUGGUAAUGGACGACCUUCAAACCAUCCAAUCAUGGGUACGAGUCUUUACUCAGCCGGGAGCAGUGGGGCCAUACAGCGCUCUUGCACUUUUCCCAACAGCCCACAGGAGGCAUGUACUGGUACCCCCCGACCUCUACAACCCUCGUACAACCCAAGCUACACCUCGGGACGCACUCUGGUUUCUGUAGAGACGCAGACUUCACGAGAACAGGUGACAGAGUUGGAUGAAGCUGUGGGCGAGGUGGUGGACGUCGUGAAACGAAAUCAAAGGCCGGUGGCGCGGCGUCACUUGUACAUCAACAUAUUGGACGAGUUUGAGGGAGGGAACAUAAAGUUGUCCAGCUGA
Messenger RNA from Echinococcus granulosus, 4092 nucleotides. Its product is annotated as Ras GTPase-activating protein gap-2. The record is from RefSeq and is a predicted model, not a curated record. NCBI's taxonomy places the organism in Eukaryota, Metazoa, Platyhelminthes, Cestoda, Cyclophyllidea, Taeniidae. The transcript has 15 exons. Bases 1 to 4092 code for a protein of 1363 amino acids. Gene Ontology annotation, biological process: regulation of GTPase activity.